GGGAGGAGAAAGAAAGAAGGGAAGGGAGAGGGAGAAAAGGAGAGAGAGGGAGAUUGAUCAUUUAAACGUCCUGGGCCCUGUGUUCACGGAAGAAAUACCUACAUUCCAACUAUCUGUGCUUUGCCCCCCCUCCCCCAAAUCGCUUUCACAUUUCAGCGGACUGAAAGAGACUCGAGGGCUGAUUCCCCGCUGCAACCCCCACCUCGUUUUCCUUUCUUUCUUAUAUGGGUUAUUUUCACCCAGGAGACGUGCUACCACCACUACCACCACCACCACAUCUACCAGCAGGAGCAGCAGGAGCAGCAGCAGUGUAGGAAUAUCUCCCCAUAUCCCAUCCCGGGCACGUCGGAUCAGCCGCAGCAGCAAAAACACGAGGCGAUCAUUGCGGUGGACUGGAAGAGGAGAACAUGCACCGCGGGAUCUCACUCCACUCACCCCGGCUGGGAGUCAGUCUGGGCUUGUUAUGGGGGUGACCGGAAGGAGAGAGUGACAGAGGAACAGUGAUGCCACUGUUUACAUAAUGACACAUUCACACACAUGCAUCAACACACAUAUAUACCCACAGACAUGCAUGCAGGCUCAUAUUGCCAGUCCGGGACACACACGCUCACUUAAACUCUCCAGCACAUACAUACGUACACUCACAGGGACUCAGUGACUGAGUCACUGCACACUCAGAGGCAAAGACUCACUGACUCACAUGCAGACACAUACACAAGGGGAAAAGGUUGCUCUCAAGAGACAGGACUGCGUGCAGUGUGUGUUAUGGGCCAAGCUGAGCAGCAGCUGUGCGUUAGAGUUGGAUACCUCUGAGGGGUCAGCAUAGACGUAACCCUCAACCUGCCUCCAGCAUCCUCCCCCCUCCUUCUCCUAGUUUUCUGCCUAAUCAAACCGUCAUGUCUGAGCUGAGGACCAGCAGAACCAUCCCUCUCUCCCCCUUCUCCUCCCCACUUGGAUUUCCAUCCCUCCUCCUUUCCCUUUGCUUCUCCCUUUCUCUCCAGCCGACCUCUUUGUUGGCUGAGCAGACAGUGCCUGUUGUUUCCACGGCGCAGGGCCGCAUUCGUGGCAUCCUGACCCCUCUGCCCUCGGACCUUCUGGGGCCUGUCAUCCAGUACCUGGGAGUACCAUAUGCAAGGCCACCAACUGGGGAUCGCCGCUUCCAGGCACCUGAGCCGCCUCUGCCGUGGCCUGGAAUACGAAAUGUGACACAGUUUGCUCCAGUGUGCCCGCAGGCUUUGGAUGAGAGGAGCAUGCUGGGAGAUAUGAUGCCAUCCUGGCUCACUGCAAACCUGGAUAUAGCAGCAACUUACCUCACUCAUCAGAGUGAGGAUUGUCUCUACCUCAACAUCUACGUACCCACAGAGGAAGACAUCCAUGAGGAGGGGGGUCAGCGGCCAGUGAUGGUCUACGUCCACGGAGGCUCGUAUUCUGAAGGCACCGGGAACAUGAUGGAUGGCAGUGUGCUCGCAAGCUAUGGCAAUGUCAUUGUCAUAACCCUCAACUAUCGCCUUGGAGUUUUAGGAUUUCUCAGCACAGGUGACCAGGCAGCAAAAGGGAACUACGGCUUGCUCGAUCAGAUUCAGGCUCUGCGCUGGGUGAAGGAGAACAUUGCAUCCUUUGGUGGCGAUCCAAGCAGGGUCACCGUGUUUGGAUCUGGUGCUGGUGCAUCAUGCGUUAGCCUCCUCACCUUGUCCCACUACUCUGAAGAUCUGUUUCACAGAGCCAUUAUCCAGAGUGGCAGCGCUUUAGCCAGUUGGGCUGUCAACUACCAGCCAAGCAAAUAUGCCCGGCAGCUUGGCGAGAGGGUUGGCUGUGGCAUUGAUGAUAGCACUCAAUUGGUCACCUGCCUCCAGGGCCGGAGUUUCCGUGAACUUGUGGAGCAGAACAUUACUCCGGCCAAAUAUCACACUGCUUUUGCCCCGGUGAUUGAUGGCGACGUUAUACCUGAUGACCCUCAGAUUUUGAUGGAGCAGGGAGAGUUUUUGAACUAUGAUGUGAUGUUGGGGGUCAACCAAGGGGAAGGCGUGAAGUUUGUGGAGGGAAUUGUGGACUCUGAGGACGGUGUCACAGCCGAGGACUUUGACUUUGCCGUGUCAGACUUUGUGGAUAGUCUGUAUGGUUACCCGGAAGGCCGAGAUACACUAAGAGAGAGCAUACGGUUCAUGUACACUGACUGGGCAGAUCGCGACAACGCAGAAACUCGUCGAAAGACAUUGGUAGCACUUUUUACAGAUCACCAAUGGGUGGCGCCAGCCAUUGCUACAGCGGAUCUCCAUGCACAGUAUGGGUCUCCUACCUACUUCUACUCCUUUUACCACCACUGCCAGAGUGAUGCCACGCCACCUUGGGCUGAUUCUGCCCAUGGUGAUGAGGUGCCCUACGUGUUCGGCGUGCCCAUGGUGGGUCCCACCGAUCUGUUCAACUGUAACUUCUCCAAGAACGACGUGAUGCUGAGCGCAGUGGUAAUGACUUACUGGACCAACUUCGCCAAGACCGGGAAUCCAAACCAGCCAGUUCCUCAAGACACCAAGUUCAUCCACACAAAGCCCAAUCGCUUUGAAGAAGUUGCUUGGUCUAAAUACACCCCCAAAGAGCAACUGUACCUUCACAUCGGCCUCAAGCCGCGUGUCAGAGACCACUACCGCGCCACCAAGAUCUCCUUCUGGCUCCAGCUUGUUCCUCACUUGCAUCAUGUGAAUGAACUCUUGCAAUCUGUUUCCUCCUUCACACACAGUCCCUCUCCACAAGACGAUACGCCUUAUUCCUACACCAAGCGUCUAUCCAAAGGUUGGCCUCCUAUAAGCACACGUCAUCCAAGUUCGCAAGGGGGAACGCCACAGCCUCCGGAGUCCGCUUUGGGCCAGGAUGGAGGAGAAAGUGGAGUUCGGAUCCCAAAUGAGGACUAUUCGACUGAACUCUCAGUUACAAUAGCAGUAGGAGCAUCGCUGCUGUUUCUCAAUAUUCUUGCAUUCGCGGCUCUGCUUUAUAAGAAAGAUAAAAGACGUCUUGAGCAUAGAAGACCACGUCCGCUGCCUCCACCUAGAAGAGACAUAACGCCUGCAGAUGUUGCAGCCCACCUGCAGGGGGAGGGACUGAUGUCAUUGCAGGUGAAGCAGCUGGAGUGUGAUGUCGCGUCAGCGGACGAGAGAAACAACGCCCACCACCAUCAUACUUUGGACACGCUUGAUGCCCUGGACGGUUUGGACACCCAGGACAUUUACAGCACACUGGACACUGUGCGACUCACCUGUCCACCUGAUUAUACCCUAACCUUGCGCCGCUCUCCAGAUGACGUUCCCCUCAUGACCUCCUUGACCCCGGGCUCGCUGCCCGUGACCCCGGGGUCACACCCUGUUACUCCUGCAACACCAAUGACCCCAAUGACACCAGGAUCGGUGGCUGGGAUGAGGAUGGGCCACCCUCACCAGGGAUACACACACCAUAGCCCGUAUAGUAAUACACACUUACCCCACACACACAUCUCCACACACACACACUCCACCACACGUGUAUAACCGCAGCCAGACACUGACAAACACACAGAUCUACAGCUCACAAUCCACACAAGCACACAUGCAUAUUCACACACAUGCAUAAACAGACUGAAAUACCUCUAAUAAUUACCCUGCAGGAUUGUUACAAAUUGAACCACAGAGAGACCUCUUUCAGAAUGAGAAGGCAGACGUGUGUGUGUGUGUGUUGCACGUUGGGAAACUGCAGUUAAACUGGGUUCCCCAGAGACACAACUCUGUGCAACCCAGUAUGUCAAGACCUGCUCUGGAUUUUAAAUCAGCUUUUUCUACACCUGAGGAAGAAGAUAAAGGGUGCGUGGGUCAGUUCUGGUUCUCUACUACCACGCCCGAGUGACUGUCCUGGGAGUGAGGAGAGCAGACGCAGAUUUAGAAAUGAGUCGAGAAGUACCACACACAGACUGCUGAUGUCAACUUGAACAACCUGUUAAAAUGUGAAUGUAGCAUUUUUUUCCAUUAAAAUAGAUCAAAGGCCCUAUCUGCCAAGGAUCCAACUAAGCUAAGAUGGAAAGAAAAGAAAAAAAAAAGCAAGGGACGAUUGCAAAAAAAAAAAAAAAGAUUUAGAAGACAAGUUGAAGGGAAAAAAGUAAGGGAGAUAAAGAUUUUAUUGAGUGAGAUUUGACAGGAAGGAAAGAGGAUAGCGAUAUAAAAAACAACAUGGAAAGUAUGCCAAAAGACAGAGGUUAGAUUCAGAUGAAGAACGGGCCUGUGAAGCGUUGCCAGACUCCCUGAGGAGUCACUCUAACCAGCUAUGUGUCAAACUCUUGUAAAUAGAAUGGAAAGAUACAGAUAUAUUAUGAUUUAUAGCAUUUAACUGCUACUUGCAUUAAAACAUGACUUAUUUAACCAUAUUAUUGCUUUCAUUUCAGAUAUUAAUAUAUUAUUGUAUAGAUGUCCUAAAGCAAGGCUGGUUGUCUUUCCAUCUCACCUGCUGUGAUAUUUACACAGUACGUUGAUAUAAAAGCUACAUUUGCUAUGCAGAAUCAUUUUAGAAAUUUUAUUUUAUUUUUUACCUAUGUGACCAUAUAGAUACUUGUUCAGCAGCUGAACUAUAUAAUAUUUACACAUCAUCCUGCCACUUUUUUAUUUCAACAUUGAUCAAUGAGCUGGUACUGUGUAAAUAAUGCAAUAUUGGUUUGAUGAUUAAGCACCAGCCAAAAAAACAAACAAACAAAAAAAAAAAACAUUAACCCUUUGACCCUUUAUCCUGUUGUCCCUGAUUGUUCUUACAUGAUUUUCUUUUCUGAACCCCAACUCAUAAUGAGGUUUUUGAAAGACAGACAGAUGGUGAUGAUUAAAGGGGCCCAGCAUUUUGUGGGAUGUCUAAAAAACUCAAUGAGGCAUUAUUUCUUGUAUAAGAUCUUUAAAAGGUAAUUAAAUCUAUGAAACGUCUUCACUUUUUUUUUGUUACAACCACAAACUUUUAAAAAAAAUAUUUUAAUGACAUUUUACAGGGUAGUACAUCAUUGGAAAGUGGAAGUGUGGACUUUUGACAACUUUUGAGGAAUUUACAGCUGUAAAAGCUUAGCACAAAUGGAAACCUUUUGUUGUUUUAUGUAAUUGUUUUUGUCCAUAUUUCUAUACAAAACAGCUUAAAUUUGAUGAACCAUUUGUAACCAUCAGGUUUUAAGCCCAUGGAUUCUCACUUGGAUUUACAUCUGGGCUUUGACUGGGUCGUUUUAUCACAUUGAUAUGAUUUGAUGCAAUUACAUAUUACAUAUCAGUUUACAUAUUACCAUUGGCUGCUUCUCAGAUCAAUGCUGUUUUGCUGUUGGUUUAGAUGAAGUUUGCACUCUAGAUUUUAUUUGGAGGUACAAAAGUAAAUGUGGAUCUGCAGUUGUUCCUUGAAAGAAAAAAAAUAAUUAAUUCAUAAAAUGUCUUCCAUUUUACAAUUUUGAACAACUUUGUGUUAUGUUAUAGUAAAGUAUUUUAAACGUUGUGGUUUUAACAUAAAAAUGUACAGAUACUUCUGAAAGGCACUGUGCCCUUGAAAUUUAUACUUCACGAAGAGCCGCUGUUUUUCCAAGUUGUUCCCUUGAUUAAACUACCUUCUGCUGACAAAAAAAAUCCUGGCCCUGAUUAAAAAAAACUUCCCUAAAAUCAAUUUUUUACAGCUUGAAGUUAGGUUUACUUUCCAUGACCUUGGUUUGGAGCAAGCUUUGAUUAAUGAGGUGAAGAUAAAGUAGCUUUGGGUUAUAAUGAGAGCAACGCAACACUAUAGAAAAACAAGGCUCCAAACAUGCUGCUUCCUAAGCCUUAAUAGACUCAAACAGGAUCAUUUUUUUAAUUAAAAAUGUUGAAUUAAAACAAAUCUAUCUCUGAAAUUCUGACCGUCAUCUUGUGGACAUAAUGACAUUACUGAGUUUUUUUUGUUGUUGACUUCACUGUGAGUGUAGGAGGGCCAUGGUUGUUACUGGUCUUUGUCAUUAGCAAUAGAGAUCAAGCAUUUAUCAAAUCCAUUACAAACAAUUUUCAUGCAUAAGUAAAGUAUUUAACUUAAAGAGCUCCCAUGGAGACCACAUAUAAGCCUUUUGCUGUGCUCCAGUUAACCAAAAUGAUAAUAGGACCCGUAAUGAUUUCAAAUCCAGUAACUCAACCAAGUGCCCGAGCUAAGGUUUUGCAGCAUUUAUGUAUUAUCCUGCAUUUGUUUCCCAGCCCUUUUACGUCAUCCAACUUUAGUUCAGUCCGUCCAUCCCUUCUCCUUCCCAGCCUCAACAUGUGUGACCACAAGCAGCUUUGUCACCUAUAUAAUCUCUGCUCAUUCUAAGUAACUUCCUCAUUAGUUUUCCUCAGAGUUUUUUUUAGUCACUUGUUAACCGAAUAUGUGAAAAAUUUGAAAUUGCUGAAAACUUUGUGGCAAACAAAGAACUUUUACAAAAUGAUAGAAAAAUCAUAUUUAAAGGAUGUUUGGAUGAAUAUUUGUUUCUUCUAAUGGGUUUGCCGUCUCAGCGGACGGAUGGCGUGUGACUAGCCUAAAACAUUUCUGCUGCAUUUUUGAAAAAUAAAAAUAUCAGUAUUUUACAAUUUUUGUGCAUUUUA
Molecule: messenger RNA, 6569 nt
Organism: Poeciliopsis prolifica (blackstripe livebearer)
Lineage: Eukaryota; Metazoa; Chordata; Actinopteri; Cyprinodontiformes; Poeciliidae
Product: neuroligin-4, X-linked-like
Exons: 9
Coding region: 897-3515 (872 amino acids)
Biological process (GO): modulation of chemical synaptic transmission; presynaptic membrane assembly; neuron cell-cell adhesion
Cellular component (GO): synapse; postsynaptic specialization membrane; cell surface
Molecular function (GO): neurexin family protein binding; signaling receptor activity
Source: RefSeq, a predicted model, not a curated record